Cephus cinctus (wheat stem sawfly) is the source of this 3843-nucleotide messenger RNA. Its product is annotated as forkhead box protein J1-A. The transcript is spliced from 4 exons. Gene Ontology annotation, molecular function: RNA polymerase II cis-regulatory region sequence-specific DNA binding; DNA-binding transcription factor activity, RNA polymerase II-specific. Gene Ontology annotation, biological process: regulation of transcription by RNA polymerase II. Lineage: Eukaryota; Metazoa; Arthropoda; Insecta; Hymenoptera; Cephidae. The record is from RefSeq and is a predicted model, not a curated record. The coding region runs from base 605 to 1432 and encodes 275 amino acids.
GCCGAUGCCGGUGGUAGCUGGAGGCGAUGGUGGUAACAUUCGUUGUCGCUCCUCCUGCUGUUACGUUACGUUCCACCGGGACCAAUUAUCAUUUAAGCCGGGGAGUCUCUGGUAGUUGAGUCGCAACGGCAGCCUACUCGUAAAUCGAUCAGGAAUUCUAUCAGUGGCUUUAUAGUUCGCGAACCCUUAUAUUCCUGGAAAUAUCGUCAUCGGGAAUUCCUUGGAUCUCAGUACGCAGUACCAGAGCAUUAAACCUGCUACCAGUGGGUAUAAUUCAUCGAAAUUCAAAAGGACGACGGAUAUUAUUUUAUUUAUUAUUAUUAGUUAUAUUAUUUAAUUAAAAAACUUGCUAUUAGAUCAAAAUUUUUGAAAAUGUUCAUCAGGGAUAACGUGCGUGGUAUCCCAAAGUGAACUGGUACCAAAGUUUAACUGAAAGGUGUUUAACAAGAGCGUGUUCAUUGUUUAUAACGUGACCAAACAUUUUUUACUGUCCUUUUGAAUCAAAACAAUUUUAUUUCGUCUGUGUGGUUCAUGUCUUUGACUACGUCGGGUUGCUAUCGGUACCGAGUGCUGAAUUCGCCUGAAGAUUCCUUUGAUAUGAAAGAUGGUGAAAAUGAGAACGGAGGUACUCGUCGUUGAUGAGGGACUGACGGAGGAGGAAUCAGUCCUGGCGAAGAUGGAUGCGGAGGAAAAUUACGGCGUCGAGGCAGAGUUGACAAGUUUAUCAUGGCUGCAAUCGCUGGACAUAACGAGUGCGUCAAAUCUACCGACGCCACCUUGUUCGCCGUCGCCGCCGCUACCGCAUCCGCAACCCCAAUCCUCUGUCGCUCAUCAUCCGCCGAAGAAGAUGUCUCCUUUGCUCAAGGCCGAACUAGAUCUCGUGGAGAACGGCGAAAAGUACCGGACAGACUCUGACGCUAAACCACCCUUUUCCUACGCCACCCUGAUCUGUCUUGCUAUGCGAGCAAAUAAUAAUAAAUUAACCCUGUCCAGCAUCUACAGAUGGAUUCGGGAAAAUUUCAUGUAUUACAAGCAUGCGGAUCCAGCCUGGCAGAAUUCAAUACGUCACAAUCUCUCGCUGAAUAAAUGCUUCGUGAAACUUCCUCGUACAAAGGAUGAACCAGGCAAGGGUGGUUUCUGGAAGUUGGAUCUAGAGCGUCUAGAGGAAGGUCGACGUUCCAGAAGAAGAGCCUCCUCCCGGCGUAACGGUGGUGCCAAGACUAGAAUCACACCGAAUACUCCAGUCACAUCAAUACUCUAUGAGACUCCACCAAGCAGCGUCUCACCACCGAUUCCCGAUAGUCUACCUGAAGUACCUGAGUCUACGCAAGUGAGUCUCAGCGAAGAUGACCUUACCGGACUCCUUAUCGCCACCGUUGGCUGGGACGAGAAUCAGUUGGAUCUUUUGGAUUCUCUAUUGGAUUCACUUUAAGAAGUUGUGACAGGUAUUUUUCAGAAAAAUUUUUUCUGUGAGGAUCCAAGCAAAGAACUAGAAUUAUACUCGUGCGGAUUAGGUGUGGAUGAAUUGUGCGUACUUUGAGAUGUAAGUUUGCCUUAAGUUGGGUGUUAAAUAAUCGGCGGGCCCGAAAAAGGUUCAUUGGCCAGGUCAACUUAGAUAAGGUAUACCUAGAGGAAGUCCGGGGUAAGAUGGGUCCAGUGGGUCAAGACGAGCUACCCGUAAAAUGAUUCGAAGAUCAAUCAUCAUAUAUUUUUGGAUUUGCUCUGACGUCAUUAUUCCCUUAAGAAACCGUCUCUCACUCCACCACUAUAUGCCUAGAGACUUCUCAGGCAUUCAUAUAUCGUAUGAAAAACAUUGAGUAUAUAUAGCUGGAUGUUGAAAAUAUCAAACAGGCUCACGUUUCAGGUAUUUUUAGAUAAUGCGUACAACCUCUUAAUUAUAAGAGAAUAUCAGAAUUAUGCUAUAACAAGUGAAUGAAGACAGUCGUCCAGAACAAUGGAGAAUCCUAUUUAAAAAAAGUCGAAAGCACCAUUAAUCAAAGAAAGAAUAAUAAAACAAUAACGUUGACACUAACGGCGUCUGCUCAAGACUCUUUCUUUCAACAUCCAAGUUAUCAUAUACAGAUAAUACAGUCAGUAACGUUAACGUUAGCCGUACAGUAGUUAAUUUCCGACAUUAUAAUGAAAUGCAUAAAGAGAAAAAGAGAAAGAGAGGGACAGAGUAUGGUAACCGAUCAAACAUAUUACCUAUUACAAUGUACAUUAAUGAAAUGAUAGAAAAUUAAUAGUCGGUGUGAUAAAAGUUUGAAUUGGUGUUUUUCCGCUCUAGUUCACGCCUUGUAAAAAAAUCCGUCCAAAUAUUCAGAGUCGUUAUUUACAUUUUGAAUCAUUAUGUUCGAUGAUGGAAUAUCCGCCCACAUAACGCAAAACACACGUUUGUGCUAUGUGGACUAAGUCAAGGGAUUACCCAUACAAGACAGAACAUCCGAACGACAUUCGAAUUAUGUCUGCAAUGUCCUACUGACGUCCGUUGAAAAAUGAUAUGCGUGAUACAUACCGUAGACGUCUUAUGCAGAUGUUCUUAAACACGACGCGGUAUGACAUCUUUAGAAUGUCGUUUUAAUGUCGGCAUUUAUGUUGCCUAUUAUUCUUUUUUUACCAUUUGCUAUUAUUAUUAUCAUAUAAUUUAUAGUUAUUAACUACAAUACCAUUUGGGAACCUUACGCACCUAUACACCUAUCAGCAGAUCCGUUACUUUUAACGCGUCUAACUUUCAUUGUUGUGUUAUUUCAUAAGUUAUAUUACCUUCGAGAAAUGCUCAUAGGACGGCUUCUCGCGGCUUAAGACCACCAAUGUGCGUGCCGGUACAUGGCCGAUGACUGCGCCAUCUACCUUAUAAGAAUAUCUUAUUUGUAUGAAGCAAAUUGUCAGAUGAAUGUUAGAAAUGCAUCCUAUGAAUGACAGGUAGGAUGUGCAAAAAACGGACACAAAGACAUCCGUAGGUGGGACAAACAUACUUCUAAAUGACAUCUGCAAGAUGUCAUUUGAAGAUUUACGGGUGUCUAUCGUAAAUCAGUAAUGGCGAUUAACGACGUCUGUAUGACGUAUUUCUAACAUCCCAGUGUUGUGUGGGUAGUUGCAUCCUUAUAGUCAGUUCUUCACUUUCGGUUAAAAUUUAACCUGCGAAUAAAUCCCCAGCUAACCAAUCAUUUUCAUGUUUUAGGAGUUUAUCCGCAAGUUAAAUUUUAUUGAAAAGUGAAGAAACUGGCCUUUAAUUUUUUUAAACAAUUAACGCGUACGUAUGUGGGUAUGUAUUAUUAUUUUUAAUGACAGUUUGAUGAUGUACGACUGCCAUUAUUAUUAUACCUUUAUAUCGUAAGACCGUUAUUAGUCAAGUUUAUAUGUAAAGAUAAUGCACAUUGGAGUGUGAGGAGUUGUGAGUAUGAAUUAUAUGUAUAGUGACAAUGAAUGGGGAAUGUGAUAUUUGUUUGUCAUUCGAUAUAAAUGGUAUAAAGCAGUCGAGUGCAUUUUUUUGACUGUAGCAGUAACUCAUUUUUAUUACGCAUAUAUACAGUUAUUAAAUUAUAAUCUGUUGUAGCUCUGGUAUAGUAAUUGAUAAUAUGAUAUGGUACAUACAUAAUAUAGUCAUCUCUCAAGACACCUUUGACUGUCCCUAUGAUAAUUAAUAUUAAUGAAUCACUAGCAAUCGCGUGCCUUGAAGUAAACAAGAGUUUUAUUCUUUGUAUAUUAUAUGGGUAAUACCAUGACGCAAUACUGCAACUUAUAUCUAUAAUAUUCAAUACGAACGUGCUCAAUGCAAUGUGUUAAGAAUUUCGAUUUGUAUCCUUAUAAAGCGAUAGCAUGAAAAUAAAAAAGUGAAGCAUA